UCUCACCUCUAUCUCCCUCUCUCUUAUAUCUCACUUUGAGAUAAAAGCCUUUACUUAAAAAAAGGUGAAAGUAGUUGAAUGUUGAAGAUCAGGCGAAGAAUAAGAAGAAAUUAAAAUGUGUGGAGGUGCUAUCAUUUCCGACCUCAUCGCCGCCAAACGCGGCCGCAAUCUCAGCACCCAAGACCUCUGGUCUGAGCUCGACGCCGACCUUCUCUCCUCUCAUUCUCUCUCCAGUUCUCCUAAGUCAAACUUCACUUCUCUUUUCUCCCACCAAACUACGCUCACCCCACAACUCGGAUGGGCGGUUGAUGGUGUGAAAAGUAAGGAAAAUGAGCAUGUAGUGGAGGAAGUUCCUAAGCCGAGUCAGACUCGGAAAACUCGGAAGAACGUGUACCGAGGAAUAAGGCGUCGCCCAUGGGGGAAAUGGGCGGCUGAGAUCCGAGACCCACGGAAGGGUGUCCGAGUCUGGCUCGGUACCUUCAACUCGCCCGAAGAAGCGGCCCGUGCUUACGACGCGGCCGCAAAGAAGAUACGCGGGGACAAAGCCAAGCUCAACUUCCCUGACUCUCCGCCUCAACCACCACCGGAAUCACCACUUGAUGAGCUUUCUCCUCGUUCAGCAAAGCGCCCAUGCAUGUCAUAUUCCACUGAGUCAACUCAGCUGGCUAUGCCUACCAUGAGCAUGAGAAGCUGGGGUAGUGAUGAUAAUGUUAAUAAUCCAGAGGAGGAUUUUGUUAUUGAGAUGCAGAAUGAGAUAAAUCAGCAGAUAUCAGAGCUGGAAUCGUUUCUAGGGUUGGACCACGAGCCGAGUGAACUCACUAAGUCUGACUCAGCUAGUCUCGGUUGGGUUAUGGACGAGUUCUCUUUCGUGAACUAUGAUAUGCACAACAAUAAUUAUAUGUUUUGAUUCGAAAUAUAAUUGAUGGUGCUACCUAUCUCUGUUGUUAUCAUGUUGAACUUUUGAUUAGAUCUGGUACUUUUCUACUUUGGAUCAUUUGAGUUUGAUUGUACAUAAUGUUGUGCUAUUACCUUAGCUUGCGAUGUGUGUUAAUCCCUAUAAAAGCCAAAUCAGAAGCAGUUGUGCUAUAUAAAAAUAAAGAAAUCUGCAUGUUUCAGUUCCGUGUGAUUGCAUGCACGAUUUUAUCAUCA
This is a messenger RNA of Beta vulgaris subsp. vulgaris (sugar beet), 1149 nucleotides long. RefSeq names its product ethylene-responsive transcription factor RAP2-3. NCBI's taxonomy places the organism in Eukaryota, Viridiplantae, Streptophyta, Magnoliopsida, Caryophyllales, Amaranthaceae. Gene Ontology annotation, molecular function: DNA-binding transcription factor activity; DNA binding. Gene Ontology annotation, biological process: ethylene-activated signaling pathway; regulation of DNA-templated transcription. Bases 116 to 907 code for a protein of 263 amino acids. The record is from RefSeq and is a predicted model, not a curated record. The transcript is spliced from 2 exons.